AUGCCCAAGUUCAAGCAAUGAAGAAUAAAGCUAAAAGCCAAAGCGAAAAGACUUUUCAAAAGAAAAGAAGCCUCUCACUUUCAGUCUAAGCUAGUUACACCUCCCCCUCCGCCACCCUCACCAGAAAGAGUGGUUAUUCCUUCAACAGAUACACCCCUUAGCAGAAGCUGGCUAAGACCAUCCUGGAACUUCAAAUUUCCCAGUUUUAAAGAUGCAGUAAAGCUUUGGACAAAUAGAGUAUGGUCUACAUACAACUGGUUUCAGAACUGCAUGGCCCGGAGUUUGGAAGUUUUGAAAGACACCAUCUUCCCAUCCCAUUCCUGCCACCAAGAACUUCAGAGUCUAAAACAAUGGUUUCUCAUUUUGGAAAAUCAAUUACGCAAGCUCCAGGAAGCACUGAAGGCCGUCUCAGAAAAUUCUUCCUGUCCAAGCUGUGGUCAGAUGUGUCACAUGCGUGGUAAACUUACAAAUGUGCCUGCACGUGCUCUAACCACCCCUGGAGACUCCGGGGCUCUACUUCCUGCCUCACUGCCACAGCCAGCCAGUCAUUUUCCUCCGCCCCUGCCUCCACCUCCGCCUCCACCCCCUCCGCCUCCACCACUGACAGCACCUUUGCUGCUCAGAAAAUCUGAUCUCACUAAAGCACUUCAGGCUGGACCAUUAAAAAAAAGUGGACCCAUGCAGAUAACAGUUAAAGAUCUACUGAUUGUGAAAUUAAAGAAGACACAGAGUUUUGAUGAAAGGAGGAAGCUUGUACCAUCACCAAAGGCACAGAAUCCACUAGUUACUGUCUCUGACCUGCAGCACGUUUCCCUGAAACUGAAGUCCAAAGUGUUACCAACUCGAGUUACAAACGUCUUCAUUACUCCUGGUAAAAGCCAGUUAGAUCUGUGGAAACUACUCAGAAAAGUCGAUGUAGAGAGGAGCCCAGGUGGAACCCCACUUACCAAUAAAGAAAAUAUGGAAACAGGAACUGGGCUGACCCCAGUAAUGACCCAGGCCUUGAAGAGAAAGUUUCAGCUGGCUCACCCUAGAAGUCCAACUCAAACUCUGCCGCCACUUUGUACAAGCAGCUUUGAUGAAUAA
Messenger RNA from Physeter macrocephalus (sperm whale), 1086 nucleotides. RefSeq names its product proline-rich protein 11-like. The record is from RefSeq and is a predicted model, not a curated record. NCBI's taxonomy places the organism in Eukaryota, Metazoa, Chordata, Mammalia, Artiodactyla, Physeteridae. Gene Ontology annotation, cellular component: nucleus; cytoplasm.